Messenger RNA from Polychytrium aggregatum, 1032 nucleotides. Its product is annotated as MRG-domain-containing protein. Gene Ontology annotation, cellular component: nucleus; NuA4 histone acetyltransferase complex; Rpd3S complex. Bases 47 to 931 code for a protein of 294 amino acids. Gene Ontology annotation, biological process: chromatin organization; regulation of DNA-templated transcription. NCBI's taxonomy places the organism in Eukaryota, Fungi, Chytridiomycota, Chytridiomycetes, Polychytriales. The transcript has 8 exons. The record is from RefSeq and is a predicted model, not a curated record.
CCAGGUCAGACCCACACCAACGCCCUGGCCUCGUCCGCAUUUGUCGAUGAUCGCAAUGGCCUCCUUCCAAGACAACGAGCAUGUGCUGUGCUUUCACGGUCCUCUCAUCUACGACGCAAAGAUCCUCAAGUCUGAAAUCCGGGAUGGGUCCGAAGGAAGCAGCCCUUUCUAUCUGGUGCAUUACAAAGGAUGGAAACAAACCUGGGAUGAAUGGGUUCCCGAGUCUCGCAUCCUCAAGAACACUGACGAAAAUCGCCAGCGUGCCGAUGACCUGAAGAGGACAUCCGAGAAGAAGGCCUCCACCAACAAAAAGGCGGGGACGAUUGAGAAGAAAGCCACGCACGAUAACGGAACGGAUCGCGGGAAGAAACGAGUCCGAGACUCGCUGUUUGACAAGGAAGAAGACUUUCUCAGGCGACUGGAAAUCAAGAUUCCCAUCCCAGACAAACUCAAAGUCCAACUCGUGGAUGACUGGGAAUACGUCACAAAAUCACAAAUGCUUGUGUCGCUGCCUCGGUCGCAGAAUGUCGUCGAUGUCCUCAACAUGUACCGAGACGAAUACCGCAAGACACAUGAAGGCCGGAUGGUUGAGAUCAACGACGAAGUCAUCGAGGGUCUCAAGAUCUACUUUGACAAGGCCCUCGGCAACAUCCUCCUGUAUCGCUUUGAGCGACAGCAGUACGUUGAUCUCAAGAAAAAGUACAGCGACAAGCCCAUGUCGGAGCUCUAUGGACCCGAGCACCUGCUGCGUCUGUUUGUUCAAUUGCCUCAGUUGAUUGCACACACCAACAUGGACCAAGACGCUGUAAACUUGCUGCGAGACCAGCUUGUCGAUAUCCUGGCGUGGAUGAACAAAAUGCACGGCACUCUCUUUGCCCCUGCCUACACGCAAGCAACUCCUGGGUAUCUGAUGACCCAAAAAACCAACUGAGCCCCGACAGAUCGAGCGCAUUCAGCGGACGAAUAUUCAUGGAAUGGUGGUACCCGUUGAUUGCUGUUUCGUUUUCCCAAUACACCUUCUCUCCGCAGUGA